GGACAGUAAAAGCAACGAGAGGCAAGGCUGUAAGGGGCUAUGACAGAGUGACAGUAGGCUGUAAGCAGGAGUGCUCAUGAGCUUGGGUUGGCAUGGAUACCAUCUUAGUCUUCAGCCUAAUGAUUGCAUCCUAUGAUUCCAACAAGAACGACCUCAGAAAGAGCAGCUGCCAAGUGGAACAGUGGCCCAGCUUCUUCUCAGAGGAUGUGAGGAGCAACAAGGAUUUGGUAGUAAGAGUUCCUCUAGAAAUUCACACAGAUACCAAAGGGACCCCAUUCAUCCAAAAUCAGCCGAUAGCUACCCUGCGGUGUCUUGGCUCUGGAAGGAGAGUGACAGUCCACCUUGUAUAUUCAGAGAGAAGGCCAAAGGUCAAGUACAUUAUGAAGAACCUGCCAGUCAUUACUGAUCUUCCUAGAAACAGCACUGCUUCCCCAAGAUGUCACCUCAGAGCCACAUCUCAGUUUCAGAAUGGAUCCCUUCUAACAGCUUUUUUACCAGGGAUCUCACAAUGCACGGUCUACUCAGCUAAGGACAGAUCUGCUUCAUCAGAGAUGGUGCCCAUCACUACCUCUUCCACAACUCCUAGAAGUAAAGGAGAUGAAGCCACAAGCACUGGGGCUUUUCCCAACCCUUUAACACAAGGCAUAGACAUGUCCUUAAAGAGGAGGCAGAAAUGGAGUCUUGUAGUCAAAGCUCUGAUUGCUGUUACUCUGCUGCUUGGUGGGGCGGCUAUUAUAGUGUUUGUCAUCUUUGAAGUCCCGUGCCCGAGUCAAUGCCUACGAGUCAGACAGCUGUGCCAAUGCCAAUGGUUAUGGAGAAGGAAAAGGAAGGAAGAAGACCAGAAACCUGGGACAACUGAGUCCCAGUUGGACUCUCAGCCUGAGAAGGUGAAACACAAUGUUCCUAACUCUUCAGACUCAAAGAAAACGACAGACAUCGCUAUAAUCUACCAGACAUACUUCUGAGCUGUGCUUCACCUGACUCUGAACACAAGCACUGUCUUCUAGACCACCAUCUCCUCAGUGUGAGUCAAUACGGGAUGACGCUUGAAGCUCUCACACUUAAAUCUUCACGGGGACAUUGUAAUCCAACGGUAUGCCAGGACAGGUAAAGGCGAAGCCUGGGGUGAGCAGAGCUACAUCCAUGCCUCUGCAACUGGCACGGCCAUGUGCCUCUGCAAUUCACUUUGCACAUUCAUAAACAUUCAUAAACCUUUCCAUCCCAGAAAA
Messenger RNA from Mus musculus (house mouse), 1229 nucleotides. RefSeq names its product predicted gene 11437. The record is from RefSeq and is marked validated. Gene Ontology annotation, cellular component: membrane. The transcript is spliced from 7 exons. Bases 93 to 965 code for a protein of 290 amino acids. Lineage: Eukaryota; Metazoa; Chordata; Mammalia; Rodentia; Muridae.